AUGCCUGCGAAAGCGACACUGCUGAUUCUGCUAUUACUCGCAUUUACCUCGAAAGGCUGUAUCUUUAGCAAGCGCAGCAAAACGCGUAUUCAUCGGAGCGAUGACGAAUGUGUUUGUGCCACCCCCAUUCGUUAUAAUCCUUUAACGGAUACAAAUAUUACCGUUGAUCCCCAUUGCGACUGCAGAUCUACCGGUUUUGGAAUAGUUCAAAUAAUCCCGUACGGGACCUGCAUUGCAGAUGCAUGCGGCACGAUACAUAUCGACCUGUCCUCCGCAUGUGUCAGAUGUGCCAUGUGCAUGGCCAUCGCUGAGAAGAUUAAUCAAACUCUGCUGGAAGUCCAUGACAUAAUGAUGCCUGAUGACUGGCUAAAUGAAACGGAAACAGUGCUCCUUUUGAGAACUAUCUGCGAUUAUUCUUUUCAACACUAUGGUUUGCGUGAAAUUGAUGGCAAAAAAUUUAUCUCCGACCCGUUACCGGGUGAUAAGCUCAUUUCAUCCGCCAAUGGAUUGUGGGAGAAAAAUUUGAGAAAUAUGUGUCACAACUUUCUCGAUGAAAUACAAGAACUGCAAUUAUACAGAAAUUGGAAGGAGUGGUGUGAGGACGACGAAUACAUUCCUAAUCUCGAAGAUAUUCUCUGCAGAAACGAGAUUAGCAGUUUACGAGAUUGCAGAGGUAUAAGCAACAUAUAUAAGCGACAAGUACCUACGAUUUUCGGUGCUCGUAUGAAAUUUCUAGCCGAAUAUGUAUAA
Messenger RNA from Atta colombica, 750 nucleotides. RefSeq lists its product as uncharacterized. Gene Ontology annotation, cellular component: endoplasmic reticulum chaperone complex; extracellular region. The record is from RefSeq and is a predicted model, not a curated record. Gene Ontology annotation, biological process: regulation of B cell proliferation. Bases 1 to 750 code for a protein of 249 amino acids. The transcript has 5 exons. NCBI's taxonomy places the organism in Eukaryota, Metazoa, Arthropoda, Insecta, Hymenoptera, Formicidae.